AUGCCAAACAGAAGGCAGUACACUGUUGGAUGGGUUUGUGCACUGAAUACAGAGCUCACUGCAUCCAAGGCCUUUCUCACAGAAGAACACAAGGAGCCCGUCAAGCGGAAACAAAACGACGCCAACACAUAUAUUCUCGGCAGCAUAGGGGAGCACAAUGUCGUCAUGGCAUGCCUUCCUAACGGCGAAUACGGCGCUAACAGUGCGGCAGCCGUGAUUGCGGACUUGGUAAGGAGCUUCCCAGAGGUGCGCUCCGUGUUGAUGGUCGGUAUCGCUGGGGGUGCGCCAAGCGCAACCAACGACAUACGGCUCGGGGAUGUCGUCGUUGCCACCCCAGGACCAGGCCAUGGCGGGGUGGUGCAGUAUGAUUUUGGGAAGUCUAUUCAAGACCAACGCUUCGUGGUUACUGGGCGGGUGAGCCCUCCGCCGCGCAUCCUCAGUGCUGCAAUACGGAGCCUAAAGGUCGAGCACGAAUCCGAUGGAAACAACCUAGGCGUAUUGGUCAAGGAAGCACUGGAACGUUGUCCUCAGCUGAAAAGGAACUAUGCACAGCCUGACCCCAGCGAAGACGUUCUCUACAAAACCGACUACGUCCAUCAAUCGUUGAGCGAGAGAUCCGAUCAGGCUUGCAUUCAGCAAAUCCCGAGGAGACAACGCCAUGACGAAGACGCCUUUGCUGUUCAUUAUGGGCUUGUGGUUUCUGGAAACUCUUUGAUGGAGGACGCGAUGCUGCGAGACAAGUACUCGUCGGAGAAAGACGUGCUCUGUUUUGAGGUGGAGGCUUUCGGCAUGAUGAACGUCACCGAAUGCGCAGUUAUACGUGGAAUCUGCGACUACAGCGACACUCACAAGAAGGAAAAAUGGCAGGCAUUCGCAGCCAUGAACGCGGCGGCCUAUGCGAGUAGUUUGCUCCGGAAGCUAGACCCUGAAAAGGUUCAAAGGGAGAAGAAACUCGGCGCCACUAACAAUAACAUACACACGGGAGUCGAUGAAGCCGGCCACUUGCCAUCGUCCCAGAUCCACGCUGGCAUCGAGGACUGGUUGGCAGCACCCGGGCCUUCAGUCAACGCAGCCAACGCAAGAGACCGACGACAUCCCGGCACAGGCGAGUGGUUUCUUGCGUCUGACCAGUUUCUUCAAUGGAAACAGGGAGUAAGGCGACAUAUGUGGUUGCAUGGAAUGCCUGGAUGCGGCAAAACCGUUCUGGCCACAACCAUCCUCGACCACGUUGCAGCGCUGAAAGACUCAAUCACCAUUUCGUUUUUCUUCGACUUUAAUGACCGCGGUCUGCAAACGCUUGGUGGGAUGCUCCGCAGCCUGCUUUUUCAGUUGCAUGACACCUUGGCCGGACUCAAUAAUUCCAACAAAGAGCUCGCAAGACUGUUUGAUAAACUUACUGGCGCUCCAGUGUCUGCUGCGACUUUUUUUACUUGCCUCAAAGCUAUGGCGAGUGGGCCGCGCAAAAUCUACAUCAUUCUGGAUGCGCUUGAUGAAUGUAGCCAGCGUCCACUUUUACUAACCUGGAUGAGGGAUCUUCUUUCGGACAACGAGCUCGGUCAAUAUCAACUCAUCGCAACUGGGCGUCCAGAAGACGAGUUUGUGAGGACAUUGAAUCCUCUCAUCGGGGAGGAAAACUGUCUUGAGCUGGACAAGGAGGCCGUUGACAUGGACAUCCAAGCUUACGUCGAUUUCGAAAUUGUCAAUCACCCAGGACUCAGCAGGUGGAAUGGAAACCAUACAGUACAAAAAUUGAUUCGAAAGGAGAUUGGGAACAGUGCUGGCGGAAUUUUUCGAUUGGCCGCGUGUCAGCUAGAAAGCCUGUAUCGCUGUAUAGACCAAAAUCAAAUCGACGAGGUUCUCCGGGCUUUGCCCAAGACCUUGGACGAGGCAUACAGUCGAAUCUUGACACAGAUUCCACCAGCAAGCAAACCAAAGACGAUUCGUCUCCUCCAGUUCUUGGUCUGGGGGAAUGGGCCUUUGGUUCUCGGCGAAGCCGUGGACAUUGUAGCUAUGCGUCCAGAAAACUCGGAAACCCCGUUUGACGUUAACGAUCGGCCACCUCAAUCGAGGGAGACUGUGGGAUAUUGUCCAUCCUUUCUGGCUCUCACUAGAAUUGAGAAAAAUGUGGAACAUUCAACCGAAAAUAUCAAGGUCGACGUUAUCCAUCUUUCGCAUUUUUCAAUAAAGGAGUAUCUUAUGCGAGCAGGUGGCAGCUUCAUCAAGUCACAAGCCACUACGACUAUCAAGGAGUGCUGCACAGCAUACCUUGAGUGUAUCCGCAAUAAACUUAGUACCAGUUCCAACACAGCGCGGCCUGCAGACUUUUCAUUUGGGCCAUAUGCAGCCAGGAACUGGCUCAGCAACUUGCCGAUUCUUGAGCUCAAAGUGCAAGAUCCAGACGAUGACGAAUUUCAAUAUCCAAUGCGCUACUGUGAGUCCUGUGACCGAUUCAUCGACAUGAUAGAGAAGCUUUUCAACACAGAGCCGACUGCAAGCCGGUGGAAGUAUUUUCUCUCGGAACAGCAGACAGCCGGUCUCGUCGAUAACCAUGCGUCAAUCGUAUCCUUUAUCUGCCAAGAGGGUCUCUUUGAAACGGCUGGCCUGGUCUUGUUCACCGCUGACCCAUCUCUGGAAGCCGGCCCAGGCAUGACGAUGGAAGGAAGAGCUUACAUUGCUACCCAACGUCACUCAACAGCUAGCGUCUCCGUCCUACUCCAUAGUGCUCCUGGGCUGCUGCACAGCAUGAGACGAGGGGCACUGAAGGCCAGGUACAGCCUUGAACGGCUCAAACAGUGGGGUUGCAGCUUAGAGAUGAUCCAAAUGCAUAUCCAACACGGACAAAUGUCUCAAGAAGAGUUGGAUUCUGCCCUUUCACAAGCAGCACGCCAAGGGCAUUGCGACCUGGCCGGGCUUCUGCUGGGAAACGGCGCAGAUGCAAAUGCAACGGCUAUCGACAACUCUACGCCUUUGAAAUCAGCAAUCAGACGCGGCCAUGCACGAAUGGUAGAGUUGCUUCUUGAAAACGGCGUAGAUGUAAACGCAGUUUACAUCGACGGCUCCACGCCUUUGUGCAUAGCGGUCGACAGAGGACUUGACGAGAUGGUCGAGUUUCUUCUUCGACACGGCGCGAAAGUCAAUGCGACGUCAGCCAGCGGCUUUACACCCUUGGGAAUAGCUGUCGAUCGCGGCAAUGGGAGAAUGGCGAGAAUUCUCAUCAAACACGGGGCAGAUGUUAAUGCCAAGAAUCAAACCGGGCGUGGCUGGCCUCACACACCUAGUGAGCAUAACACCAGCACUGAUCAGCAUACAACUAUACAAGGCACGCUUCUUGGCACGGUAAUAUCACGGUCCAAUCAAGAACUCGCAUGUGAGCUCCUCGAGCAAGGGGCUCAGAUCAAGAGCGGUUGUGAAAGCAUUCUGGACGGCCCUUUGAUAUAUGCUGUUCAGUGCGGUAACAGACAUAGGGUCCGACUUCUGCUGGAUCUGGGUGCAAACCCCAACUGUCACAAAGACGGCUACACGGCGCUGGCCAUGUCAGCCCAGCGAGGACAUCAUGAAGUAGUAAAAGUCCUACUCGAGCACGGGGCCAGUGCGAAUGCAGAAGAUGCCCGACACGUCGGCGCGUUCCAUGCUGCUGUUUUCAACAUGUCUGAUUUGACCCAUCAAGCAGCGAUUGUCAAACUGCUGGUCAUGAAUGGAGCAAAGGUUGAUGAAUCAGCAAUUCCCGCAGAUGCUGAUCCCCAAAGAUGGAUCGAAUGGCGAUUCAUGAAGAGUUUGGAUACGUUGAUGGAGCUUCCGGAUCUUGGGGAUUUUGUGUCUGGAAAAUUAUCGAUUUUCAAAAAGACAUAUGCGGAAAUAUGCAGACGGCAUGGGGUCCAUAUCUGA
This is a messenger RNA of Pyricularia pennisetigena, 3885 nucleotides long. RefSeq lists its product as uncharacterized. Bases 1 to 3885 code for a protein of 1294 amino acids. Lineage: Eukaryota; Fungi; Ascomycota; Sordariomycetes; Magnaporthales; Pyriculariaceae. The transcript has 3 exons. Gene Ontology annotation, biological process: nucleoside metabolic process. Gene Ontology annotation, molecular function: protein binding; catalytic activity. The record is from RefSeq and is a predicted model, not a curated record.